UUUGGACAGCGGUGGCAGUAAUGCGCCAUGGUUAGUUUAAAUCUGCCUGAAACCCACGAAGAAGACUGUUAUCCUCACCAUGGCGGAAACAGAGCAGCAGUCAGGAUCCACUCCUGAGGAUGAAGCACAUGAAGUCACAGACAGCGUCACCUUCAUGGUCCCCAAGAAAGAAAUCAGCAUGGUGCCUGACAUGAGCAAGUGGAAGCGAUCUCAAGCGUAUGCUGACUACAUGGGCUUCGUUCUGACACUGAAUGAAGGUGUGAAGGGGAAGAAUCUCACAUGUGAAUAUAAAGUGUCAGAGACAGUGGAGAAGUUACUAGAUCUUUUGGAGACUCUUGACCGGUGGAUAAACGAGACCCCUCCUGCUGACCAGCCAUCCCGCUUUGGUAAUAGGGCCUACAGAACCUGGUUUGCCAAACUAGAUCAGGAGGCAGAGGCUUUGGUGGCAGCGGUGCUCCCAGCUGAUAGAUGUGCUGCAGCUCCAGAGAUAGCUGUCUAUCUGAAAGAGUCUGUUGGGAACGCCACCAGGAUAGACUAUGGAACAGGUCAUGAAGCUGCCUUUGCCGCAUUCCUCUGCUGCCUCUGCAAGGUUGGAGCUCUCCGGGUAGAUGAUCAGCUGGCUAUCGUUUUCAAAGUGUUUAACAGGUAUCUGGCAGUAAUGCGGAAGCUGCAAAAGACCUACAGGAUGGAGCCAGCUGGGAGCCAAGGUGUGUGGGGACUAGAUGACUUCCAGUUUCUGCCCUUCAUUUGGGGAAGCUCCCAGUUUGUAGAUCACCCAACACUGGAGCCCCGGCACUUCAUCGAUGAGAGGGUGGUGAACGAACACCACCAAGACUUCAUGUUUCUGGAGUGCAUCAAGUUCAUAAAUGAGAUGAAAACCGGUCCGUUUGCGGAACACUCCAACCAGCUGUGGAACAUCAGUGCAGUUCCUUCCUGGUCCAAAGUCAACCAGGGCCUGGUCAGAAUGUACAAGGCCGAGUGUAUGGAGAAGUUCCCUGUGAUCCAGCACUUCAAAUUCGGUAGCCUGCUGUCCAUCCAGCCAGGGAAGCCUUGACGCUCAAUCUUCGCACACAAUGGAAAGACCAAAAUCCCAACAGUGUUCCCUUUCUCUGGCAUCUUCACGUGCAAAUAAAACAGUAGCAAAAUUCAACCACAUGUAGUUUGACACACUGAUUCCCACACGUUCAAGCAUGUGGUCAUGAAAGCUUGAAGGCCAUCCAUAACUGCAAUGCAAAGCAUGUUGUGGAUGACUUUUGGGAUUUUGGAACAUCUUUAUAUAUAUUUUUUUCAUGUAUUUAUAUUAUGGAUAGAGUUUGAAUCGGGCUCCUUUUUUGAGGGAUUUAAAAAAAAAAAUUUUUGUAGAAGUCUAUUCAUUGAUUGAAUUUUCCUCAAAGGUGUGGCUCCUCGUGAGCAGAGACUCUGUGUGACUUCUACGAAAUCAUUAGUCAUAGAUUCUGUAGAUAUUUUCUUUGUUUUACUUUUAAGGCCAAAUGUUUAAAGUGUAUUGCAAAUGUACGAACAAUUUGAUUGCCCAGUUCAUCCCAACAUGUAAGUCAUAUUAAUAAUUUGCUAAGAAAUAUCUGUGUUUGAGUGUUUUUUUUUUUCUUAAACAGAAUGUCUUGACAGUUCAAUGUCUCUCACUCAAAGGCAAUACGUAAAGGAUUAGGUUUUCAAAGCUUCUGUAACAGCUCAUCCAAAGUUUAAUGUACAGAGUUUAUUCAGUCAUGGUCACAAGCUUUGCAUGAAAUCCCUAUUUUAGUUCCCACUCCCUGACCUGUCAAACCUGAUUUAAUAAAAGUCAUCUAUUAUCUGGUGACCCCACCAUGAA
This is a messenger RNA of Cyclopterus lumpus (lumpfish), 1828 nucleotides long. It is a transcript of the gene ptpa, whose product is annotated as protein phosphatase 2 phosphatase activator. The coding region runs from base 80 to 1054 and encodes 324 amino acids. The record is from RefSeq and is a predicted model, not a curated record. The transcript is spliced from 10 exons. Gene Ontology annotation, molecular function: peptidyl-prolyl cis-trans isomerase activity; protein tyrosine phosphatase activator activity. Gene Ontology annotation, cellular component: protein phosphatase type 2A complex; nucleus; cytoplasm. NCBI's taxonomy places the organism in Eukaryota, Metazoa, Chordata, Actinopteri, Perciformes, Cyclopteridae. Gene Ontology annotation, biological process: mitotic spindle organization.